AUGGCACUGAAGGCACAGGUUUUAUACGACUUCACUGCGGAGCCUGGAAACAAUGAGCUGACAGUGAAGGAAGGCGAGACCGUCACUGUCACCAAUCAGCACAUCGGCGGCGGAUGGAUUGAAGCGCAGAACUCCAGAGGGGUUGUUGGACUAGUGCCCGAAGACUACAUAGAGUCUCUCCCUCCAUCAUUCCCCACGGCUGCACCCACGGCACCGCCCGCCAACGUCGGAAACAUCGCAAAUUCGGAUCUGUCCUUCUUCGACUCCUUCGCUCCUGCAGCGACGCACCAAAAUCAGGUGGACGCUAGGGGCUUGAGCCCCCAGGCCGACACCCCCGAUACCCCAGUUUCCCCCUACCUUUCGUCCCCUGAUGAGGCUAACAGCAAUGGCAACGAUCCCUGGUCAACGUGGAACGCGGACCCCUCGGCAGGUACAUCCAACAACUGGCCGUCCAAUCCGGAGGGCACCCAGACCGGCAAGGCGCAGGGGGACGCCUGGGGCGGCGCCUCACACGGCCACCCUCAGGCCUAUCAAGGUCCAGACUUCUACCCUUAUCCUUACCUUAUUGAUUACACAGGAGCGGAGGAUGACGAAUGGGAUGACGAGUGGGACGACAAGUCCACCGGCGGUUACGGCGAGGCCGAAGCCGGGGAUGGCAGUGCCAUGCAGAGAGGCGGCGCUCACGCGUCGAUGAAAAUCAACCUCAAACGGUUUCCUGGGUUCUCCAAGUCUGGUCCUGAGUUGUACCUCCUAUGCAAGCAGAUUGCAAAGGGCAAGGACAAGCUACCAAUCUAUAUGGGGGAGGUUGGUCCGGUGUGGCUUUACCCUGAAUCGCAGCUGGACUGUGUGGUCGCCGAUCCCAAGAAAGGCUCGAAAAUGUACGGCCUGAAGAGCUACAUCGAGUACCAAAUCACACCAAACACCACAAACCGACCGGUGAAUCACCGAUACAAGCACUUUGAUUGGCUGUACGAGAGGCUGCUGGACAAAUUCGGCUCAGCCAUUCCAAUCCCGUCUUUACCGGACAAGCAGGUAACAGGUCGUUUUGAAGAAGAGUUUAUCAAAAUGCGAAUGGAGCGGUUGCAGGGCUGGAUGAGCAGGAUGUGCCGACACCCGGUUGUCGCCAACAGCGAAGUAUUUCAGCUGUUCCUCACGUACAAAGACGAGAAGGACUGGAAAAUGGGAAAGAGAAAAGCGGAAAAAGACGAAACGGUGGGAGUGAUGAUCUUCACCACGAUAGAACCUGAAGCUCCAGAUUUGGAUCCGAUUGAAGUGGAGCAGAAAUGCGAGCAGUUCAGUCGGUUUACCAAAGCAAUGGACGACGGAGUGAAAGAAAUCCUCACGGUCGGCCACGAGCACUGGAAACGAUGCACGGGCCCGUUACCAAAAGAAUACCAGCGAAUCGGUAAAGCCUUCCAGAACCUCUCAUCAGUGUUUACCAGCAGUGGAUACCAAGGUGAGGCAACACUGACCGAUGCCAUGACGGCCGCAGGGAAGACCUACGAGGAGAUAGCUCAGUUGGUGGCAGAACAGCCCAAAAAGGACCUGCACUUCCUCAUGGAGACCAACAACGAGUACAAAGGUUUACUCGGAUGUUUCCCAGACACGAUUGGUGUCCAUAAGGCCGCCAUCGAUAAAGUGAAGGAAGGCGACAAGUUGGUGGCCACCAGUAAAAUCACCCCUCAGGAAAAGGUCACCAUGGCCAAACGAGUCAGCACCAUGUCUUACUCGUUACAAGCGGAGAUGAACCACUUCCAUAGCAACCGUAUCUACGACUACAACAGGGUCAUGCAGCUCUACCUGGAAGAGCAAGUCAAGUUUUACGAGACGAUUGCGGCAAAGCUGAGACAAGCUCACAGUCAGUUCACCACAAUGUAA
Molecule: messenger RNA, 1878 nt
Organism: Nerophis lumbriciformis (worm pipefish)
Lineage: Eukaryota; Metazoa; Chordata; Actinopteri; Syngnathiformes; Syngnathidae
Source: RefSeq, a predicted model, not a curated record